Dunckerocampus dactyliophorus (ringed pipefish) is the source of this 1512-nucleotide messenger RNA. RefSeq names its product B-cell linker protein. The transcript is spliced from 19 exons. Bases 137 to 1291 code for a protein of 384 amino acids. The record is from RefSeq and is a predicted model, not a curated record. Gene Ontology annotation, biological process: cell surface receptor protein tyrosine kinase signaling pathway; intracellular signal transduction. Lineage: Eukaryota; Metazoa; Chordata; Actinopteri; Syngnathiformes; Syngnathidae.
CAUAGCCCUGAACUGUCCAUCAUGUUUCUCUGUCUAUAUAGAGUGUGCUCUUAAUCCUUAAACCAUUUGCAGCCUGGACACCAAACAAAGACACUGAUUUCCUCCUCACUUGAGAGACCUAAAUUGAACCCAAAUCAUGAAAACGAGCUUCUUUGGCAAGCUGAAGAACAUCGGCCCUCCUCCGGCGCCACCUAGAAGGACAGGCCACAGUGACAACAUUGGGUGGAAACAGCCUGCGUUUGAGGAGGAAGAGGAAGGGGACAUGUAUGAAGCCCCUCCUUGCGAGCGUCCAGCUGUCAACGUCCCACAGAGACAAGUGGAAGAAAAUGUUUAUAUGGAAAGAGCAACCAGAGUUUCCGUUCCUCAAAGAAUGGCCGCACCACCAUCAAGGCUUGGUGUCAAACCCCAGAAGCCUCAACAACAUCCCAAAGAGCCCUGCUUUGAUCCCAACACCAAGAAGCCACCUGAGGUAGACAGAAAUGAGAAGCCUGGCAGGAAAAAGAUGACGCCUCCUCCGGCAGUGCGACAUGCUCCAACUCCCUUUCUUACAUCUAACAUGGAGGAAGAUGUUUAUCUAGAUCCAAAUGAAGAACAGGGGGAUAAUGACGACCUCUAUUUAGAACCAGCAGCUGCUUGCCCUCCGGCCCCCCAAGGCCCGAUAAGAAUGUCUUCGUCUACGAAGACAUCACUCACCCCUUCACCUGUAACGAAGCCUCCAGUUCCCAGAGCAAAGUCGAAUUCCUUCCUGCCCUCAUUGAUAGAGGCAAAGACAGCUCCUACCUUUGAAGCAAGACCUGACACCUAUUCCUCCAAACCGCCCCCACCUAAGCCAGGUUUUAAGCCCCCUCUGCCAGCCAUGCUCAGCCCUCCAAAUCCUCAUGUGACGGAUAUGAAGCAUGCAAACCCCGGUGGAGUAACCAGAGUAAACGAAGAGUCAGAGAAUGAGGACCCAGAAUGGUUUGCAGGGGAUUGUAACAGGAAGACAGCAGAAGAUCUCUUACUGAGAGUCAAUAUGGACGGCACUUUCCUCAUCCGACACAGCUCGGCCCAGAACGCCCGCCAACCUUUCACCCUGGCUGUGCUCUACCAGCAGAAGGUCUAUAACAUUCCCGUCCGCUUCCUGGAGGAGAUGCAAGGCUUUGCUCUGGGAAAAGACGGCAAGAAAAGCGAAGAAGUUUUCAACAGCCUGGAUGAGAUGGUUAUGCACCACAAGCUGUGCCAGCUUUAUCUCAUAGACAGCAAGAGUCAAGCCAAGCACGCUGUCUAUUUAACUCAGCCGGCACGCCGUUAGAGCAUCUCAGAGGCGUGACAUGCAAUCAGAUGACGUGUCACAUGAAAAAUGCAUAAGAGGCGUCACUCGCAGGCCAUAUUAUUACCUACACCUCCACAAUAUUAUCCAAUUGAAUAUAAGAACUUCAUGAAAUGGUGUAUUUUGAUUUUGCAAAGCUUCUGUAUCAUUGGACUGUUCCUGUUCCUAAUGAAGUGUCUUAUGAAUAAAGAUAAUUGCGCUUA